Polychytrium aggregatum is the source of this 2622-nucleotide messenger RNA. RefSeq lists its product as uncharacterized. Lineage: Eukaryota; Fungi; Chytridiomycota; Chytridiomycetes; Polychytriales. The record is from RefSeq and is a predicted model, not a curated record. Gene Ontology annotation, molecular function: protein dimerization activity. Bases 1 to 2622 code for a protein of 873 amino acids. The transcript is spliced from 2 exons.
AUGGCCUCUCCACACCUCUCCUCUCGCCCUGCUCCCAGCCAUCCCGGGCCGACGUCGUCUCCCGCCUUCUCUCGCCCCUCGCCUGCCCUGAGCGCCGUGCCGGCCUCGCCCUCGCUCUUCGCCAACCCUCCUCCAAACUUCCUCCCCAUCGCUCGGCCUUCGCCUGCCGUCCGGCCUUUCCUCCCACACCACCACCCUCUGUCCAUCCCACUUGCGCUGUCGCCGGUCUCUCGCCUGCACUCGCCCUUCCUCCCGCAGUCGCCUCUGAUCCUGCCGCUGUCGUCGCCGCUGCCUCCGCAGGUGCUGCCGCCGCCCCCUUCGCAUUUGCUGCUGCCCCAUCUGCCGCCCUUCUCGCCCCACUCGCCCCACCCGCUGCCACCCCUCUUCACCUCCUUUCCCGUCUACCCAUCGCCCCAAGGCCCCUCUGCCCGUCCUCCCGUGCUCUUUGGCCCCUAUCCGCCUCUGUCGCCCGCCCCUCCCUCGGCCUUUGCCCACCCCCUCAUCCCCCCGCCGCUGCCCCAGUUUGCCCAGGACCUGAUCAACGCCUCGUCGUCCUCGGCCUCCACCCCCACCACGCCAAAGUACAUCCCGUCGCCUCCUGCCGGCUCGCUGCCGAAUCCCGCCUCCAUGGCCACCGAUUCCACCACCACGCCCUCGCCUCAGCUCUCCCAGGUCGUGCCCAGCGACCUGCCCAUGCCGCCUCCACCCCCUCGUCGGUCCAAGGAGGAUACCAGGGAUCUGAAGCGUGCCUAUGUCGACGACAGCUACGACCUUCCCGAGGCUGCCCUCCAACCGCCCAUCCCCCACACCCAUACCCCCUCAUUAGAUUUGGAUCAUCGCUCCAGCCCUUCCCUCCAUAGAACCUCCAGAAAAAGCCAUACCCUUUCGUCCUCUGAUUCCGCCGCUGACUUUGACUCGUCUUCUCUGGGCGCCGAUCCAGCAAGCCGCUCAUCGUCGCUGGAGCUUCCCUCCCACCCUCCGGACGCCGUCGCUGCCGAGCGCCGCUCUUCCUCAAAGUCUGCCACGAGCUCGCCCAUGCUGUCGGAAUCAGGCGCCGCCUCCAAGGCCCGCAAGCUCAACCACGGCUCGCUCUCGAAACAGCGAUCUGUGCCAUCCGGCCUCGCCGACGCCGCUAGGUCCGACGAACCGGCCGUUCCGUCGUCGCCCGUGCUGGCGCCCUCUCGCCCAUCCCAUGGCCGCAAAUCGUCGCUGUCGAGGUCCAAAUCGACCAAGGCCGCAAAAUCGCCCCGGCCCCUGAUGCCGACGCUGCCCCGUGCCCUGCUGCCGCUGAUCAAGCCCAAGAACGGUGACCCCUCAAAGCUCGAAGGCGACAAAGCCUGGACGGCCCUCUCGCCUCGGCUCAUGCCUUCCGCAUCGCCACGCCUGAUGCCCACAGUCUCUCCCCGGCUGAUGCCCACCAUUUCCCCGCGUUUGGCCCCGAAGCCCUCGGCCUCGGUACCGCCCAUGUCCAGCUUGACCCUUCCAGGAAACAGCAGCGACUACUGCGGGCCCUCGCCGGCUCUGUCGGCGUGCUCCUCAUCCUCCCUGUCUCCUGGCCUGCUGCCUUACUCGGGCCCGUGGCCGCCGGACCAGAAGCACGAUGCCAAAAAGUCGGCACAUUCUCGCAGCGAAAAAUCCCGCCGCGACCAGAUGAAGUCGUGCUUUGAGAGCCUCCGGAAUCUGCUCAGCACGGUCUCGAACAUCGAGGGCAUGAACGAAGUCGAGUUCUUCUCGGGCGAUGAGGGCGUUGACGACGAUGAAGAUGUCCUGGCUACUCUGCCUGCUCCGUCUGCUGCACAGUCCGACGACAACAUCAAACGCGAGGUCUCGCUGAUCAAGGAGCGUCUCCCCGUCGCGGGAACCGUCUCCAAGUUCAACCGCUUCCAGGUGCUGGCCCAGACCGUGUUCGUGAUCGAGAAGCUCAAGAAGCGUGUCGGUAAGAAGGAGGUGCUCAUCGAGAGGCUCAAGAACCAACUCGAGUCGAUCCGCCUUGGACUCGAGCUCGACGAGUCCGCCCUCGACGAGUCUGGCCUCGACAUGGACUCGACCUUUGAGCAGACCUCGGCCAUCAGCGAUCUCCUCAGUCACUCUGUCGCGAUGGAAAUAGGCUUUGAUCCCAGCGCAUCGGGUCUACGCGUCGACCACGAUCUCUUCGACCCCGACCACCUCAGCGGCCCCGACAUUCAUGCUACCGAAGAGGCCCUCAAGGGCUUUGACCUGCAGCACGUCAUCUCGACAACCAACUUCCACCUGCCGCCGUUCGACUCGGACCCACAGUCGAAUCUGCCUCUGGAGCUCAGAUGCGCGAGCCACGAGAGCCACUCUGCUAGCCACCUGGACUUCAACUCUGCCCUUGCCGGCUCCUAUCCAGCCACCACGGGCACAGCCGACCUGAGUCUCGUUGCCCAUGGCCUGGAUGGCGGGCUUGGUGCCGGGCUUGGUGCCGGGCUUGGUGCCGGGCUUGGUGCCGGGCUCGGGGCCUCCCAUCCACCCUCCGUCGGGGUCGUCUCGGCCGAUCCUCUCCAGGACUUUGCCGUCAGCUCUGCCCUGCGGGACAGUCACUUUGCCGCCAUUGCUACCAGCCGGCAGACACCUUCCCAGCAGUUCAUGGACUGGCACUAG